CGAUGAGAUGGCGCGGCUGGCACACCGCGUCCGCACCCAUCAGAACCGCAGGCGCAUCGCCGCAAUCACGACCUCCACAAAACAAUUUAUGUAACGCUAAACCAAGUGACAGUGAAUGACCAUAAGAACAAGUCAAGUGAAGUACACAAACAAUACAACCUAUAAUGUGAAACUGGUGAAAGUGUGCUUUCUAAUAACUGCAAUAUUGAGAUGAGGGCCUUUGUAAAUACAAGAUCAUUAUGAUCUUGAGCAAUACGGUAAUGCGAGGGAACAACCUGUGCUUGCUGGUAGCGACACUAGCCCUGAGCUAUGCGUGCGCUCGCGCCGAGGGCAUGAGGAGGUGCCAGCGCGGCGUGAGCUGGUGGGACCGCGAGCGCGCCGCCUGCGCCCCCUGCACGCGCUGCGACCCCGACCAGCGCCUAGCGGUCCGACUCCCCUGCGAACUACACAGGGACACAGUCUGCCAACCCCUCUUCCAAAUACAACUGUUCCCCUUCGAAACGCAAAACAGAACAAAAAGUGACACAACCAGUGACUAUGAAGAUGAUUACUCGGACUACGAGAGUGAAGUGAUAAAUGACAGUGAGGACAAAUGGGACUUCCAAGCGCCCAGUGUGGCGAUUGCCGCGAGCGGCUGUGUAGUUUUCUUUUUAGUGGUGUUGUAUCUUUCACUAUCCCACGCGAAGCAGUGGAAAGUGUUGAAGCAAACUCUUCAGUCAGACAUGCAGGACCUGACUGCGAAGAUGAAGCUGAUGGAAGCCGGCGGGGAGUCGCCCACUGAACCGGUGGCGCCCGCCUCGCACCACAUCUACUGCAACGUGCAUGUCGGCAAAGAAGCUCUGCUUGGUCCAGCUGCCUCCAAAAAAGGAUUUGGCAACGUGUACACGCAAGAGAAGCAUCCUUCUUGAUCACCACCGAAAAUACGCUCCUAUGGCUACAGUACAAAGUGAAUUCUUAAAUUAUAAAGAACCUCGCGCUUCAAGAGAUUAUCGAUAAGGAAAUAUUUUCUUAUAAUAAACGAUUUUAAAUGCUAA
Molecule: messenger RNA, 1034 nt
Organism: Ostrinia furnacalis (Asian corn borer)
Lineage: Eukaryota; Metazoa; Arthropoda; Insecta; Lepidoptera; Crambidae
Gene: wgn
Product: Tumor necrosis factor receptor superfamily member wengen
Exons: 4
Coding region: 240-908 (222 amino acids)
Molecular function (GO): protein binding
Source: RefSeq, a predicted model, not a curated record